AAAACGAGUAACAUCUAUUCCGGCUAUACCCAAAGAUUUUUUCUAAGAAUAAAGUGUUUAAUGAGGCGAGCGCUGAAGCUUGAAUAAGACUUGUUGAUAACAGUGUAUUUUACAUCAAAAUACAACAAUAUAUUACCUUAGAAUUUGGGCCAGUACCAAAGUGAAUGUCAGACUAUUUUGGCCGGUGACUUGACCCGUUGUAUUCAUAAUUACAAGUCAAGUUACGUUUGAGGUUGUUCCAUUUUGAGGAUCGUUAUUUUCGGAACUUUACGGUAAAUCCAUCAAUCUUCUCUGAGGUAAGCUUUUUAGCACUUGGUUCGGGGAAGAGAAAGAGUCACGCGAAGUAUUCUAAUGGUCCAUUUUAAAGAAAUUGACGCGAAAUGAAACGGAAGUGAGGCAAGAAUUUCUUUCAUUUUGCUGUUUCAUUUUUUCAUUCAUUUUGUUGUUUUAUUUUCGAUAUAUGUCCCUCCAAGUGGCCGUGGUUCGAGGAAGAUGACUGAGGAGGCAUUGCGGUGCUGAUCCCGCGGGAAUAAAGGUUUUCGUGCGGGAGCACCCGAACUCCCGGAAACGUGAACAUGCUAUAUCCGGGACAUCCAUUCCCAAACAAUGGUUCACUGCAGAAAAUGGCCGGCAAGGUGAAGUAACUAUCAUGGUAAAAGCCAGCGAAAGUACGCCUUUCGUUCGCACAUUACGGUCUGGUAACGGGAGGGGAAAAAAUAUUGGGAAUAGAGAGGAGAAAGCUCCAUCAAGCGAUGAAAGUGGGCUGGAGACAAAACCUCUGCCUCCAAAGAAGCGCCGUUUGCGAAACAGCAAGGAGUAUAAUGAUGUAAGCGGAGGCUUAUAUCCGAGACUUCAAGUGAGCGUUCCGGUAACCCGUUCAACUCGCCAAAACCAAAGAAUACUCAAUGGCCCAACCAUCGAAACCAGGAGUUCACAGCGGCGAGGCCGAGAGAAAGCAGCCAGCUAUAGAGCUUCGAGCUCCGCUCAUAAAGGAAGCAAUAAAACCAAAGAGAGAUUUGUGGACGACGCAGACUUGGUUCGGCGCAGCGACAGAAAGCGAAGAAAGGUUUACGAAACCCUAAAUGUUAAGAUGUUAACAGAUCAUCGUUAUUUGACUGGAUUCGAAAAUUCAAAAUCUCCCAAAAAGAAAGGUGAAAGGAAAAGAUAUUUGGUCGAGGAGGAGAGCGAUUCUCAAACGGAAGGCGAUGAGGAUAACAUUGCUGAAACACCAAGUAUGUAUGAUCUUGUCAAGAGAAAGCAUGACCAGACUCCAACACCAGAGAAACGAUCAAAUAGAAAAGGUAGGCGUCAAGAAGACGAGCAGCCAGAUGAUAGUGAUGAGGAUGAGGAGGAUGAUGAGGAGGAAGAUGAUGAUGACGAUGACGAUGAUGACGACGAUGAUGAUGAAGAUGAUGAUGGAGAGGAAGAAGGGGAGGAGGAGAAAGAUUAUAAAGGUUAUCAGCUAAGGAAGAGUCGGCCCAUACCAAACAGAUAUACUGCACCACCUUUGAAGUCCAGUAGUAAAGGAAACAGAGGCUUCCAUAUGGGUGAAGUGAGGCGAAAGGGUAGGGAAAGAAAGAAAAAAGCACAGUAUGCCUCUCCUGUGAGAAAAAUUCGCAGACACAAACGGAAAGCUCACCAUGUGAGUUCUUCAACUUCCUCUUCUGAUAACUCAGAUAAUGAGAAAGAUGAAAGAAAGUUUGAACGCAGAAAGGCUAAGAGCAUGGCUAAAGCCAGAGGUCGCUGUCUCCCAAUGAACUUUACCAUGGAUGAUGCAGCCACUGGAAUUCUCAAGGAGAGAGCCAGGAUUGGUUCAAGUUUAGCUGAUGUGGAUCCUAUGAACAUUGACAACAAGGUAAUGUUUGAUGCAGUUGGCGGCCUAAACAAGCAGAUAAGGGCACUGAAAGAAAUGGUUUUGUUUCCACUGAUGUACCCUGAAGUGUUUGAAAAGUUUAAGAUUUCUCCACCAAGAGGAGUCCUUUUCCAUGGACCACCAGGUACUGGAAAAACACUUGUAGCACGAGCCCUUGCUAAUGAAUGUAGUCAAGGUGACAAGAAAGUUGCAUUUUUUAUGAGGAAAGGUGCAGAUUGUCUGAGUAAAUGGGUUGGUGAAUCUGAACGACAACUCAGGCUUUUGUUUGACCAGGCAUUUAGUAUGAGGCCAGCCAUCAUAUUUUUUGAUGAGAUAGAUGGACUGGCACCUGUACGUUCCAGUCGUCAGGACCAGAUUCACAGUUCCAUUGUAUCAACCUUGUUGGCUCUAAUGGAUGGCUUGGACAGUCGUGGAGAAAUUGUGGUUAUUGGUGCUACCAACAGAAUUGAUGCUAUUGAUCCAGCACUGAGGCGCCCUGGUCGGUUUGACAGGGAAUUUCAAUUUGCUCUUCCCCAUAGGAAUGCAAGGAGAAGCAUCUUAACCAUUCAUACUCGUGAGUGGGAACCUAAACUGCUACCAUCCUUUGUAAGUGAGGUAGCAGACCACUGUGUGGGAUACUGUGGUGCAGACAUCAAAGCCUUGUGUACAGAGGCAGCACUGUUUGCGUUAAGAAGACGUUAUCCACAAAUAUACAGCAGUACAAGGAAACUGUUAGUAGAUGUCAACUCCAUUGAAGUGACUGCUAAGGACUUCCAGAAGGCAAUGAAGGCCAUAAUUCCAGCCUCUCAGCGAUCUGUGGUCUCUCCAGCAAGAGCACUCUCGCCCCUUAUUUGGCCUUUGCUGAAGACGAGUUUGACUCAGGCAGUGGAGAUUCUUGAGAAGAUAUUUCCCCCUGCUCACAUGAAAACAGUGACAGAGAGCAGUCCCAGCAGCCUGAUGGGGAAUCCCAGUGGAAGCCGUCAUGAGCAGCGCAGUAGGUUGGCUGCUGUUUUGAGUGAUGAGGAAGCCAGUUCAGAUGAUGACCUGGGACCUCCAAUUUUCGAGUCCGUUCCUGGAUCAUCAAGAAGUGAACGAUACAUGCGACGUGCACAGCAGUUCUCUGGCAAUCCUGAAUUGGUAGAAGUUCAGCAUUCCUCUUUCUUCAAUUCUGCAAAUGGCCAAGCCAGAGGGCUGUCAACAUAUCGACCCCGAUUUCUGAUAUGUGGUGAGCAAGGCAUGGGCCAAUCCACUCAUAUUGCUCCUGCUUUACUGCAUACCAUGGAACAUAUGACUGUGUACUGUUUGGACUUACCAGCUCUGUAUGGAGUUACCUCCAAAACCCCUGAAGAAGCUUGCUCACAGUUGUUUCGUGAAGCACGUCGCACAUCCCCUUGUGUGUUGUACUCACCUCAUUUUGAUGCAUUGUGGAAAGCUACAGGAGACAGCCUGCAUGCUACAUUACUGUCAUUGCUUCAAGAUCUUCCUCCACUUGCUCCUGUGUUGUUUCUGGCAACUACUGAUAAAAGAUGGCACUACCUUCCAGCUAUUAUGAAGGAACUCUUUUCCGAGGAAACCAGACAGGUAUUCCGAGUGGCUGAUCCUACCUCAGAUGAGAGACGCGCUUUCUUUCAUAGCCUAUUCUUUGAGGAAGCUGUUCAACAACCUAAACCAAAGAAAUCAAAAAAAGAUCAGGUAGUGGAAGUGUUGCCUUUUGCUCCUACACCACCUCCACGGCAACUGUCAGAAGCAGAACUACAGAAGGCUCGGCAGGAUGAAGAGAACACCAUGAGGGAAUUGCGCAUCUUCCUCAGAGAUGUAAAUGCAAAGCUUUUUCAAGAUCGCAGAUUCAAAGAAUUUGCCAAACCAGUGGAUUUACAGGAGGUGCCUGACUACCUUGAGAUCAUUGAUGAGCCAAUGGAUCUAACAACCAUAAUGCACAAAAUUGACUGCCAUGAAUACAGUACAUGUGAGCAAUACUUGGCAGAUGUUGAUUUAAUCACAAGCAAUGCUUUAAAGUACAACCCUGACAGAGAUCCCAUGGACAAGCUGAUCCGGCACAGGGCUUGUGAACUCAGUGAUAUGGCGCACUCUGAAAUUAAGUCACAACUGGAACCGGAGUUUGAGAAGACCUGUGAAGAAAUCAUAGCAGCAAGAAAAAGACGAGGUGAUAAAUCAACUGCUGCUGCUCCUCCAUUCGUGUUUGUUGCUCCAGUGAAACAAGGUAUGACAACUGAUGUCACCUCUACACAGGCUGGAGUUCAACAAAGAGACAAAACAGCAUUGGGGGUAUCAGACAUUACCUUUGUGUCAGAGUCACAAUCACAGAGCAAUAGCUCCAGACAGAGGAAAAAACCUCGCCGAAGGAAAGCACCAAUCUAUUGGGGAAAGAAACCUAGUCGAAGAAAAUCUGAUGUAAAGCGCAAAUUAGAUUCUGAACUUGAUUCUAUUACUGGAGAAAAAGAGUGUCUGGAAAAUGGUGACCAAGCAGAGAGUGAUCCUGAAGAUAUUCCUGGCAAUUCAGUAGGAGAUAGGUCCGUUGAUGAAGAAACUGAAGAAGUACAUGUACUUAAUGCAAACUGUGAGGAAGAAAAUGAUGCCACAGAUCAUCAAGAUGACCAAGAUGAUGUUGAGCUUAUGGAGAAUGGGGACACAUCGAUAAAUGGGGAGGUGGUUUUGUUGGACUCGGAAAAUCUCGGAGGUGAAGUUAAAGAUGAUGACUUGGAUGCUAAGUCAGUUCUUCAAAUUGAGUCAGGCCAUGUUUCACAGUUGUCUGAACAAACUCUGAAAAAUCUUGUUUUGUCUAUCGAAUUAUCAAGCUUGCCGAACAGGAUCACUACAAUUGGUUGCUCUAAGGAGAAGGAAUGUGAUGUUGAACAUAUCGGAGAGCCAUCCUCAAGCCAUCUACCUCCUAAUUAUAGAGAGCUCAACAAUGUAGUGGAUGACAGCUCAAGAGACAACUGUCCAAUGACUGCAGAUAUCAAAGAGAAACUAGAGUCUUUAUUGGAUUUGUUAGUUGAUACAACUAAGGGGGCAUCCAUCGAGAUGCUAGAGAGAUACCACAGUGCUCUUCAGUGUUGUAUUCAUAAACAGAGACACAUUCAUGACAAGAAGCAGCUUCUGAAGGACUUGGAAGUGAUGAUUGAGGGAUUUGGACAAUCUUCUAGAACAGCAAGACCACCAUAAGCUCAUCAAAAUGAAAACUCACUACUUUUUGAUAAAGCUAGCGUAAUAUAAGAUUCUUGUUCAAUCACUGGCCAUUAUUAAUUUAUCGAAGAUUUAAUUAUUUUGCUAUUUUCUGUGAAAAUGUGCCACAGCCAAAGCAAUGUUUCCUAUAUUUUGAGUGUCUACUGUACAGAUGAACAUUUUUGACAAAGCAAUACAUUUUUCAAUUAAUUUGAUUUGUUUUUGAUGUGACCUGGCCAAUAUUGUUGUUAAUACUGUACAUUCCUCAUUGACUUUCGGUUUUUGUACAUUUGAAAGAUCCACUUGUCUCAAUUGACCAAAAUGCAGGCAUGACAACUCAGUAAAUGACCCAAUAAGCAAUUCCAAUUAAUUAAAAAAAACCCUGUAAAUUUGCUUAUUUACAAUUUUUUGGGGGGGGGUUGGGGUAGUGUUUUAUGGGGGGGGUAGGCAGAUGUACAUGAGUGAAAGGAUAACAGUAAUUCAUACUUUUGUAAUGUUGAUCUUUUCAAUUUGGUGGGAAAAUAUUUUUAUAAAAGUAGUACUUCUUUACAAUGUUCAUUGGUUAAUGUGUUAUACAUUGUUUGAUCUCUAUUCACUGCAGCAUUUCCAUUCACAUUUACUGAUAAGAUACUAAUAUAAAUAAGUUAAAUAAGCUUUGCGAAAUAAAGAUACUCAUUUUCCAAAAGAAAA
This is a messenger RNA of Orbicella faveolata, 5725 nucleotides long. RefSeq names its product ATPase family AAA domain-containing protein 2-like. Gene Ontology annotation, molecular function: histone binding; ATP hydrolysis activity; ATP binding. The record is from RefSeq and is a predicted model, not a curated record. Gene Ontology annotation, biological process: transcription initiation-coupled chromatin remodeling; nucleosome disassembly; nucleosome assembly. Gene Ontology annotation, cellular component: nucleus. Lineage: Eukaryota; Metazoa; Cnidaria; Anthozoa; Scleractinia; Merulinidae.